AUGUCUACUGACACAGAGAAUGCGGAUGACCCUUUGGAGCGUAACUGCAAGUGGGUUCGCGAUGUCCUGGAAAAGUUGGUAACUGGUGUUAUAGUGAGUUGGGAAAAGGCUUAUGAUGUUCUUUCCGAGGUUGAGAUGAUCUCUAAAGAGAUCGAACUUCACUCGAGGUAUCUUAGGUAG
Molecule: messenger RNA, 180 nt
Organism: Fusarium verticillioides 7600
Lineage: Eukaryota; Fungi; Ascomycota; Sordariomycetes; Hypocreales; Nectriaceae
Exons: 1
Coding region: 1-180 (59 amino acids)
Source: RefSeq, a predicted model, not a curated record